GAGAACCUGACGCUCGACAUGCUCUCCGACUCGGUGAUCCCGGGAGAGAAGCCCAACUACCCAUAUCCCACUCUCAUCCGAGCGGCCAUCCUUGGGAGUCCGCGCAAGGCUCUGACUCUUCAAGGAAUCUACAAGGCGCUCGAGGACAGGUUUGAAUGGUUCAGGACCCAUAGGAACGACAAGGGCUGGCAGAACUCGAUCCGGCACAACCUUUCCCUGAACAAGCUCUUCCGCAAGCUUGACAAGCCCAUCACCGAGCCUGGCAAGGGCAGCUACUGGACCGUCGAC
This is a messenger RNA of Rhodofomes roseus, 288 nucleotides long. RefSeq lists its product as uncharacterized. Lineage: Eukaryota; Fungi; Basidiomycota; Agaricomycetes; Polyporales; Fomitopsidaceae. Gene Ontology annotation, molecular function: RNA polymerase II cis-regulatory region sequence-specific DNA binding; DNA-binding transcription factor activity, RNA polymerase II-specific. Gene Ontology annotation, biological process: regulation of transcription by RNA polymerase II. The record is from RefSeq and is a predicted model, not a curated record. The annotation marks the transcript as partial. The transcript is spliced from 2 exons.